Messenger RNA from Schistosoma guineensis, 2771 nucleotides. The record is from the annotation of a GenBank genome assembly. Lineage: Eukaryota; Metazoa; Platyhelminthes; Trematoda; Strigeidida; Schistosomatidae.
AUGACUGACCUCGAUCUUUAUAGUGAAAUUGUAGCUGAAGAUGAUGAAAAAAGACUGGAAUAUCUCUGCAGUUUAGAUGUGCCCGAACAUGUACGUUCUCUCCAAUCCCAAUCUUCAUUAUUGGAAGCGGAAGUUGAGGCACUGAAUGCACACGUCAGUCGUCUGGAAAAAGAACGCUUGGUUUUAAUUGCUAAAAAAGAUCAAAUUACAGACAACUUCUUCCGCUUGGGACUUGCUUGUCGCAGAGAGAUAGAGAAGCUAAAGUCACAAAUAAAAUUACUUUGCACGAAAUAUAGGGUUCCGGAGCCAAAAGCUGUUAGCCAAAAGAAUUUGAAUUGUGAUACCCAAAUAAACCCCGAGAAGCAGAAUUACUACACGGAUCUAGUAGCAUAUUUACAUUCUGAUCGUCCACCUAUCAAUAUAUACUCUGGUAACAAUAUGCCGAAUAGGAAUCUUAAUGUUGUUUCAAAGUGCGAUGCAGUUACACAGACUGAACAUGUUAAAAAAUAUAAUUCACAUUCAUCUGGGUCUUCUUUCGGUUCACAGUCAUCACGUUCAGUGUCUUCAAGCUCAUCAUCAUCAUCUACGUCAUCUUCCAGUUCUACUAGUCAGGACCAACCUACGUCUCAAACUGGUUUAAUGAAUAAUGGACUCUCACAUAGCUUUCUAGACCCAUCUGUAGAUGGUAAAUCGUUACUAUCACAUUCACUAUCUGUAGUUGAUGUGGGUGGAAAGAAUCUAGAGAAUUGUGGAUGCCGUGACUCAAUUAAACAUGGAGUGUAUGAGAAAUCCUGUGAACUCAAGCAAAAUAGUGCUUUAUCUGGAAGUUCACGUGUCAAUAAACGGCUAAAUCGCUCUAAUAAGAAAUCCGGAGAUAAAAGUAUACCAGCUUAUAAUGCAGAUAAACAACUUCCUAUUGCUGACGAAUGUAGGCGCAAAUAUACUAAAACAAUUCAUGGGCAGUUCCUUUCUAAAUCUCAUUGCUUUCAUCAAAGGAAACAAAAAGAUGAUGAAGUUGCAAGUAAUCCAGGAAGAAAAACAGACACAUCAUCAGAAAGCAGAAUUUUAUCAAUGCGAGGAGUCAGAAAAUUUUCAUCGCCACUAAACAAUAGUAUAAACAAACACCCUUCUGUUCGAAGUUCUACUUCAAAGGACUUUAGAAUGGUUCAACAUGUUUCUCCUUCCUUACCUAGACUCACUCAAAGUACUGGUCCAGAUUCAUCUUCCAGAGGUCAUGUUCCAAAUCAUCUCCUGAAAGCUGUAGAAGGCGCCAUACGAUUAUCUCGAGAUCACCAUGCAGUUCGCAGACAACAUAAUGCAGCCAAUUCUAUCCACCGUGAUCGAUAUUCAAAACACUUACACCGUAACUAUCAAACUCAUACUGAAAUAUCUCGUUUGGAAAGUGGUGAUUGCUCAAGCGAACCCGAAAAACGAACUAGGGAAGCUAGCUGUACACUGUUCACAAGACGUCUACGUUGUAAAGGUGAUAGUACAAAUAUGAUCGUCGAGUCAACCUCUCGAGAACCGAAUGAUUCAGGUCACAAACCAGAUAAAGAAAGUGAUCAGUUAACUUCUAAUGAGAAUUCUACACCUAAUGCUUUAAUUCCUGAUUCAUCAAACACUGUUGGUGAUAUUCACCUCCUUAGAGAUUAUUCGGCUCAGGAAAUCGUUCAUGACUCUAAUGAACAUGUAACAAACUCUGUCAACCCGUCUGAUCAAUCUUCAAAUCAGUUCUUGUCAAAAAACGCUUCAUUCUCCUCUGUAGAAAACAAAAUUGGCGAAUUAGUUAUUCCAGAAGUUUUGGGACUUACUCCACCUAUUUCUCAUGAUCAGGACUGUGUUGAAGAUAAAACUGCUUCACCUCUCACAAGAAAAAUACCAAUUCACCCAGAAGAUUCAUUUGCCCAUACUAGUAGCAAUAACAGCCGGUCACUCUGUACAAGUUGCCAUUCACAUUCUAGAUCGGACCAUUCUUUAACAGAGUCAGACCACUCUGAAACCUGUGGUGGAGGAAUAGAAAACCAAGAAGAGGGUGAAGUUGCUGAUGACGUAGACGAUGACGAUGACACAGAGGUGUUCAAUUCUUCACCUUAUGCAGCUCAUACACGCAAAAGAUGUUGGUCUCGUCCAUCACCUACCAGUUGUAAAACUCCAAAAAUUUCCUCAGAUUUACAUGUUAUUGAGUCCACAAACGUUUCGAUCUCUGAAAAUUCAAAAAAUAUUUCACCAUACCCAAAUAUUGAACAGCGGAGAUGGAGUAGAUGUUCACAACAUUAUGAAAAAGAUGGUUCCAGGAACUCUAGUUCUGGUUUUAUGGAUUUGACUUUACGAGCAUCUCCCGGAUACGAAGACCAACACCCCUCCAAUCCAAAUACUUCAAGAUUUUCCCAUUCACCAGAAAGUCAUCGGAAUCAUGGGUCACAAUAUCCCUCAUCCAUUUCCAGAUCACCUUCAUUAAGAAAUUCUCGUAAUGAACAGUAUCGUCAUCAUCCUAAUCGGUCAUCUAACUCAGCUUCUAAAUAUCAUCCUUGUCAGCGUCAUUACAAAUCCCCAGAGAGGAGUGCCCGAGAUUUCACCUCUGGAAAGCACAAUAAAUCAUCUGUUUCAUCAAAUCAGCCAAAAAGACGUACUCACCAUUCUCCAGUACCACUAAAUAAUCCUAAUUCAUCUUUCCGCCGAUUUGAACGUGAACGAAUAAAUCUUCACAACAGACGGUUUCGCGCUUUAUCUCCGGUGAUAAAUAGGAAUGCUUAUAGAAGAAUCGGCAUUAA